CCGUCCCCGUGCGGGCACUGCGGGGCCGCCGCCGCUCCGUACACCUGCCCCCGCUGCAACCGCCGCCUCUGCUCCCUCGGCUGCUACCGGGGCCACGGGGCCUGCGCCGAGGCUUUUUACCGGGAGCAGGUGCUGCAGGCCCUGGCCGCCGAGCGCGGGGCCCCUCCGGACCGAGGCCGGCUGCGGGCCGCCCUGGGUCGGCCGCGGGAGCUACGCGAGGCCGGGGAUCCGCAGGCCGCGCUAGGCCGCGGGCUGUGGGGGAGGCUGAGCCCGGCCGAGCGGGCCGAGUUCGGGAGGCUGGUGCGGAGCGGGGAGGCGCUGCGGCUCCUGCCCCCCUGGAGGCCCUGGUGGUGGCGGAGGGGGCGGCCGGAGAGGCUGGUGGAGGAGCUGGGGGAGGGCGAGCUGAAAAAGGCCCGGGGAGAGGACGAAGAGGGCAUGGGGGAGGCCAAAAAGGUGCAAAGAGCGGAUGGGAAGGACGAGGGAGAGCACGAGGAGGACGAGAGGGACGUGGAGGACAGCGAGGAAGCCCCCCAGGAGGCCAGGAGGGACCCCCGGGGCGCCAGGAGGGACCCCCGGGGCGCCAACGAGGACGAGGACAACGGAGACGAGGAGGACCCCGGGGGCACGGAGCCCCACCAGGACCCCCCGGAGGAGGAGGAGGAGGAGGAUGCCGAAGGCCUGGCCCCCAUGCCGCCCCUCCCCAGCGCCGUGCCCCCCCUGCGCUCCCUCGGCGCCGCGCCGCCCUCGCCGCUGCUGCGCUUCCAGCUGCCCAACGUCCUCUACGGCUACGCCUUCGCCCUCAGCCUCCACCGCGGCGACCAGGCCCUGCUCCCCGAGAUGGCCGCCGCCGCCCUGGCCUCGUCCGCCGGCCUCCGCCUCCGCCGCCCCUUCUCGUCCACCGCCGAAGCCCUCCACGACGCCCGGCACGAGGCCGAGGCCGCCGGCUACCCGCCGUGCCCCCUGGGCAGCGCCGGCGUCCUGCUGGCCGUGGCUCAGCUCCUGCGGGGCCGCAGCCGGCGGCGGCCCUCCGAGGACACCGAGGCGGCCCUGCACCACCUGGGGAGGCUGCUGGGGGCGGCGCGGAGGAGGCUGCGGGGCGAGGAAGAGGAGCGAGGCCGCCUGGGGAGGGCGAGGAAGAAGUGCCUCUACCUGCUGGCCUGGAGCCGGGAGCACGGCGCCCAGCUGGCGGCCACGGCCCGCGAGGCCGCCCGGGUCUACGCCGAGGCGGCGGCCGCCGAGGCCGAGGUGGAGGCCGCCAGGAGGAGGCUGGAGGAGAGCUGGGGGGGCUCCCGGCCUCCCCCGGGGAGGGGGGCGAUGGUGGAGGAGCUGCCGUGA
Molecule: messenger RNA, 1335 nt
Organism: Oxyura jamaicensis (ruddy duck)
Lineage: Eukaryota; Metazoa; Chordata; Aves; Anseriformes; Anatidae
Gene: ZNHIT2
Product: zinc finger HIT-type containing 2
Exons: 1
Source: RefSeq, a predicted model, not a curated record